This is a messenger RNA of Oryza brachyantha (malo sina), 1324 nucleotides long. Its product is annotated as 1-aminocyclopropane-1-carboxylate oxidase-like. The coding region runs from base 197 to 1123 and encodes 308 amino acids. Lineage: Eukaryota; Viridiplantae; Streptophyta; Magnoliopsida; Poales; Poaceae. The transcript is spliced from 2 exons. The record is from RefSeq and is a predicted model, not a curated record.
CAUGCAAUUAAGCUUGCAUCACUAGCUAACUAAACUUCCUACUUGCUCUCUUCUUGUUGCUUAAUUACACUAGCUACCUGCUGCAUACAUUGCAGCAGCUUAAUUAAUUACUUCCAAGACCAAGCUUAAUUGCUUCAUAAUCUUCAUUCACAAAUAACUUGUGUUUAGUUGCAUCAUCUUCUUGAAAGCUUCAGCCAUGGUGGUUCCGGUGAUCGACUUCUCCAAGCUCGACGGCACAGCCUCCGAGAGGGCCGCGACGAUGGCGCAGAUCGACAGCGGCUGCGAGGAGUGGGGGUUCUUCCAGCUGGUGAACCAUGGCGUCCCGAAGGAGCUUCUUGAUCGGGUGAAGAAGGUGUGCUCGGAGAGCUACCGUCUCCGGGAGGCGGCGUUCAUGGAGUCGGAGCCGGUGCGGACGCUGGAGGGGCUCUUGGAGGCGGAGCGGCGCGGCGAGGCGGUGGCGCCGGUGGACGACAUGGACUGGGAGGAUAUCUUCUACCUCCACGAAGACAACCAGUGGCCGUCCAGCCCGCCGGAGUUCAAGGAGACGAUGCGGGAGUACCGCGCCGAGCUGCGGAAGCUGGCGGAGAGGGUCAUGGAGGCCAUGGACGAGAACCUCGGCCUCGACAAGGGACGCAUCAAGCGCGCCUUCACCGGCGACGGCCGCCACGCGCCCUUCUUCGGCACCAAGGUCAGCCACUACCCGCCGUGCCCGCGGCCCGACCUCAUCACCGGCCUCCGCGCCCACACCGACGCCGGCGGCGUCAUCCUGCUCUUCCAGGACGACCGCGUCGGCGGCCUGCAGGUGCUCAAGGGCGGCGAGUGGGUCGACGUGCAGCCGCUCGCCGACGCCAUCGUGAUCAACACCGGCGACCAGGUGGAGGUGCUCAGCAACGGCCGCUACCGCAGCGCGUGGCACCGCGUCCUCCCGAUGCGCGACGGCAACCGGCGCUCCGUGGCGUCGUUCUACAACCCGGCGCUCGAGGCGAGCAUCUCGCCGGCGGUGGACGGCGCCGCCGCCUACCCGGAGUACGUGUUCGGCGAGUACAUGGACGUGUACGCCAAGCAGAAGUUCGAUGCCAAGGAGCCACGCUUCGAAGCCGUCAAGGCGCCAAAAUCUGCUUAAAAUUAAACACUUUUAUUUGUGAAUAAAUUAGUUGCAUAAUAAAUCAUAUAACAUGCUAAAUUAAGAUUAAAAAAAUGUUAUCUUAAAAUAUUGUAGUGUGAUUAUUGUCAUGAGACUACAUUUAUUGUAUGUUACAGUAAUUUGAAAUUUUGGUGUCUUAUGAUUGUCAGUAAGAAUGUUAUAUAAGCGUGUAUUGUUAUA